Molecule: messenger RNA, 894 nt
Organism: Aedes aegypti (yellow fever mosquito)
Lineage: Eukaryota; Metazoa; Arthropoda; Insecta; Diptera; Culicidae
Product: mediator of RNA polymerase II transcription subunit 19a
Exons: 3
Coding region: 1-894 (297 amino acids)
Cellular component (GO): nucleus
Molecular function (GO): zinc ion binding
Source: RefSeq, a predicted model, not a curated record
AUGACGUGGACGGAGCUGAAGCUGCAAGUGGCAUCAUCAUCACUUUUCGCUGUCACUCCGCCACCGGUGUCGAUGCUUCGGGAUGCAAUUGCUCGUAUGUACCACUACCAGACGAGGGUGCAAUACAGUGUUGCCAGUGUCGUCAUCCCGCAUUCGGCGGAAGUGUGCCGUCUCUGUCUGAAGAAGCGCUACCUCGUAGACAUCAACGAAAACCAGUAUUUGCGGAUGCAGCUGUUGGAGUGUUUUCCUCACUGUGCCCCGGAUGACAGCGAAUUGCCGCAAUUUGUAUGCGGAGAGUGUUAUCAACUGAUCGACAUCACGUACCAAUUUUCCGUGAGGACUCGUCGAACGGAGGUCCUACUGCGAACCUACGUCCAUAUGGGAGGAGAUUUCCCCGUACCGGAAACGCUUGAAGCCGAAUAUCGCCGCAACUCCAAACGAUCGGCUUCACCGGAUAAGCAGGAGGGCAAACAACAGCCACAAAAGAAGAGACGAUCAUCGGAAGAAUCAUCGACGAGCAUGGAAAACAAGGAAAGGAAGUCAUCGAAGCAUAAGGACAGGAAAGAGUCUUCUAAGGAUAACGACAAGAAGGAUUCUUCGAAGGAUAAGAACAGAAAAGAGACUUCGAAGGAUAACGACAAGAAGGAGUCUUCGAAGGAUAAGAACAGGAAGGAACGAAAGUCUUCGCACCGGAAGGAGAAGGAUGAGAGUACCGACAAAAGCAGCAAGCGAUCCAGUAAGACAACGACAGAUCGUCAAAAGGAGCAGCACUACAGAUCGGACGAAUACCUAUUUGGCGAAGUGGUGGAGUUAGACCCGGUCGAGAAGCGAAACGACUCAAUUGAAGAAGCCAACAAGAAUGUGCCUGACCGAGUGGAAAGCAUUGCGACUUAA